Messenger RNA from Penicillium canescens, 1470 nucleotides. Its product is annotated as glycoside hydrolase family 71 protein. Lineage: Eukaryota; Fungi; Ascomycota; Eurotiomycetes; Eurotiales; Aspergillaceae. Gene Ontology annotation, molecular function: glucan endo-1,3-alpha-glucosidase activity. The coding region runs from base 1 to 1470 and encodes 489 amino acids. The record is from RefSeq and is a predicted model, not a curated record. The transcript is spliced from 4 exons. Gene Ontology annotation, biological process: mating projection tip cell wall disassembly.
AUGUUCCGCUUCAUCUUUCUGGCCUUGAUAGGGCUACUUCCUUUCAUUACUGCUUCACCUACUCCGGUAGAGUUUAUGAAUGCUAUGUCCAUUAGUGGUACCAAUUCCAAUACAGGGGACAGACUGGUUUUCUGUCAUUUCAUGAUUGGAGUUGUGAGUAAUCGCCAAAGUGCCAGCGAUUAUGAUGCCGACAUGAAACGCGCCAAAGGAGCUGGAAUCGAUGCCUUUGCCCUGAAUAUUGGCAAUGACCCGUACACAGAUACCCAGCUGAACUUUGCCUAUCAAUCUGCCGCCGACCAUAAUAUGAAGGUGUUCAUCUCCUUCGACUUCAACUGGUACAAUGUCAACCAAAGCAGUGAGAUUGGUGCCAAGAUCAGGCAGUUUUCAGAUCACUCUGCACAGCUCAGGGUCGAUGGCAAAGUAUUUGUGUCAUCCUUUUCUGGCGACGGGAUCUAUUGCAGCGAACUGAGAUCCGCUGCAGGCGGCGACAUUUUUUUAGCGCCUAAUUACCACCCAGGACAGGGUAAUUUUGAUGAUGUUGAUGGUGCCUUGAACUGGAUGGCCUGGGAAAGUGACGGGUACAACAAUGCCCCGACUGCUGAGCGGAAGGUGUCUGUUAUCGAUGGUGAUACGGCGUACAAGGUGGCGCUUGGCGGGAAGCCUUACAUUGCUCCCGUCUCCCCCUGGUUCUCGACGCAUUUUGGCGACGACUUCUCCUACAACAAGAACCGGGUCUACCCUUCCAAUCUCCUCUGGUACAACCGAUGGAGAGACAUCCUCACCACCAAGCCCCGUUUCGUGGAGAUUAUCACCUGGAACGACUAUGGCGAGUCGCACUACAUUGGACCACUCUCAUCACCUCACACCGACGACGGCUCGUCAAAAUGGGUGACGGACAUGCCACACAAUGGCUGGUUAGACAUGGCUAAACCCUUCAUAUCAGCCUACAAAGCUGGCUCAACGCUCCCAUCAAACUACCUCGAGGAAGAAAAACUAAUAUACUGGUAUCGGCCAACUCCCAAAUCAACGGACUGCAAUGCGACGGACACAACCAUACGAAGCGCCGACAACGGCGGUGAUAGCUUCCUCGCCGCCUGCAGCCGCCCAGAUGGCGCAAACACAAUGCAAGACUCCGUCUUCGUGGUCACACAGCUAAAGCAGCCAGCACUAGUGACGGUGACGUCGGGCAUGAACAUACAGACGUUUCAUGCACCGGCAGGGAUACGAGCAUGGACGGUGCCAAUGAGCGUUGGUGCCCAGUCGUUCCAUGUCGAGAGGGAUGGGAAGAUGGUCGAUGAGCUGUCUGGGACUAGUCUAAGGGAUAUUGUUGACAAUUGCAUCUGUGGUAUAUACAAUUUUAAUGCUUAUGUCGGGACGUUGCCUGCUGAUGCGGAGGUUGAUCGGCUAGCGCCUGAUGGGAGGGCGCUUUUAAAGCAGGGAUUGAAGGUGCAUUGCCCACUAAUAUACUGA